Messenger RNA from Artibeus jamaicensis (Jamaican fruit-eating bat), 5885 nucleotides. It is a transcript of the gene CDC14A, whose product is annotated as cell division cycle 14A. The coding region runs from base 477 to 2348 and encodes 623 amino acids. The transcript is spliced from 15 exons. Lineage: Eukaryota; Metazoa; Chordata; Mammalia; Chiroptera; Phyllostomidae. Gene Ontology annotation, cellular component: spindle pole; centrosome; nucleolus. The record is from RefSeq and is a predicted model, not a curated record. Gene Ontology annotation, molecular function: protein tyrosine/serine/threonine phosphatase activity; protein serine/threonine phosphatase activity. Gene Ontology annotation, biological process: microtubule cytoskeleton organization; regulation of exit from mitosis; positive regulation of cytokinesis.
UGGUGAAAGGAGGCGGCGAAGGAGGAGCCCGGGCGGCCGCUGCCAGCCCCGGGCACCGGAGUCCUGCCCGCUGCCGCGCGAGUAGCCACGGGCGCGACUGGGGCCAGAAGUCGGCUGCUCCAUGAUCACUCUGGGAGCCGGGAGGAGACUUUGCCCGGCCGUGCGAGCGGCUCUGCGUUUCCCAGGCGAGGCAGCGGCGGAGCAGAGGCGGCAGCCGGGUCCGGGUCGGAGCGACCAUAGCCCGGGGCGUGUGCACCCCGCGUGGAGAAGGCUCGGGUUCCCCACGGAAUGUCCCCGGGGCGCCCGGCGCGCUGACCCCCCAGCCGCCUCCGCCUUCGGCGCUCGCCGCCUCUCGCGGUCCGGCUCACUGUUCGGGACUGCAGGCUCCGGGGCUUCUGGGCAGGGGGGAAGCCCCCGGGGGCGGGUGUCCUCAGCGGGCCACGACCCAGCCCUCCCCCGAGCGUAUCUCGCUUAAGAUGGCAGCGGAGUCAGGGGAACUAAUCGGGGCUUGCGAGUUCAUGAAAGAUCGGUUAUAUUUUGCUACUUUAAGGAAUAGACCAAAAAGCACAGUAAAUACCCACUAUUUCUCCAUCGAUGAGGAGCUGGUCUAUGAAAAUUUCUAUGCAGAUUUCGGACCUCUGAACUUGGCAAUGCUGUACAGAUACUGCUGUAAACUAAACAAGAAACUGAAAUCAUACAGUUUAUCAAGGAAGAAAAUAGUGCACUACACCUGUUUCGAUCAGCGGAAAAGAGCGAACGCAGCGUUUCUGAUAGGUGCUUAUGCUGUCAUCUAUUUGAAGAAGACGCCAGAAGAAGCCUACCGAGCUCUGCUGUCUGGCUCCAACCCCCCCUACCUUCCAUUCAGGGAUGCUUCCUUCGGAAACUGCACUUACAACCUCACCAUCCUCGACUGCCUGCAGGGAAUCAGAAAGGGAUUACAGCAUGGGUUUUUCGACUUUGAGACGUUUGAUGUGGAUGAAUACGAACACUAUGAGCGAGUUGAGAACGGCGACUUCAACUGGAUUGUCCCCGGGAAAUUUUUAGCAUUCAGUGGACCACAUUCAAAAAGCAAGAUUGAAAAUGGUUACCCUCUGCAUGCCCCCGAAGCCUAUUUCCCUUACUUCAAAAAGCACAACGUGACCGCCAUCGUGCGGCUGAACAAAAAGAUUUACGAGGCCAAGCGCUUCACGGACGCCGGCUUUGAGCACUACGACCUCUUCUUCAUUGACGGCAGCACGCCCAGCGACCACAUCGUGCGGCGGUUCCUGAACAUCUGCGAGAACACGGAGGGGGCCAUCGCCGUCCACUGCAAAGCUGGCCUUGGGAGGACGGGCACCUUGAUAGCCUGCUACGUCAUGAAGCACUACAGGUUCACGCACGCCGAGAUCAUCUCCUGGAUCCGGAUCUGCCGCCCGGGCUCUAUCAUCGGGCCCCAGCAGCACUUCUUGGAAGAAAAGCAGGCAUCGUUGUGGGUUCAAGGAGACAUUUUCCGAUCCAAACUGAAAAACAGACCGUCCAGUGAAGGAAGCAUUAAUAAAAUUCUUUCUAGCUUGGACGACAUGUCUAUUGGCGGAAACUUUUCCAAACUACAAAACCCGGAGAGAUUUGGAGAGAAUUCUUUAGAAGAAGAAGAAGACGUGGAGAUGAAGAACAGCAUAACCCAGGGAGACAAACUACGUGCCUUAAAGAGCCAGAGGCAGCCCCGCUCCUUGCCCACCUGCGCAUUUAGGUCGGACGACGUCAAAGGGCACCCGAGGGCCAUGUCCCAGCCGUUCAGGUUGCCUUCUUCCCUACAAGGGUCUGCGUCCACUCUGAAGCCCUCGAAAGUGGCUUCGUCUCCUUCAGCCACGGCCAAGCGGAUAAACAGAGGCUCCCUGUCCUCGGGCGCCAAUGUUAGAAGCUUCUCCAUAAACUCCCGACUGGCCAGCUCUCUGGGGAACUUGAACGCCGCCGCAGACGACCCGGACAACAGGAGGAUUUCAUUCUCCAAGGCAGCCCUCCUGGCCACCCCCUUCACCAACCUCCUCAACGGCAGCUCCCAGAUGCCUGACCCGAAUUACCCCGAGCUCAACAACAACCAGUACAGCAGGAGCACCCCGAGCAGCCAGCCGGGCCCCCAGGGCGCCAAGACCGAGGAGCAGGCCGCCGUCACCGCCGCGGCCGCCAUCCUCCGACCCUCCUACCCGGGCCUGUCCUCCUCCUCGGCCCGGUUCCUGAGCCGCUCCAUCCCCGUAAGUUCCCAGACACCACCUCGGGGCCCUCCGAGCCCCGGUCGCAACUUCUGCGCCUCGCGGUCCUCGCCCAGGCUGCUGCCCAAGAAGUUCAACAGCACCAAGGAGGCCUUCUGAGCCCUCUGUGCUGUGACACCGUCUAGGCACGUCCCCGCCGCCGGCUCCUCGCCAAGUAAACGCCCAGUUUCCACCGGGGCUCUUCUUCCUCUUGUUUCUCCUCCGCCCCCUGCUUGUCUGGUGGCUUCCCUGAGCAGGAAAUCGCUUCUGUCCCCUUGGUCAGGUGUGCGAGUGACCCAGGCGGGUUCUCGUCAGGUUUCCCAUCCCUCUGCCCACCCGCCACGGUGGCUGCGAGUGUGGAGGGUGGGACGAUGGCUUCUCAGAACCAGCCGCUAUGCCCGGGAGUCGGUGGCCUCUGCAGGGAGCUGACCCAGAAUUAAUUCGGGGCCAGGAAGGCUCACGGGGGUGGAGGGGCAGGGAAGGCAAGUGUCCGGAGGGUGGUUCGGGUGAGCCGCCCUCUUCCUAGAGACGGGACGCGAGCUCUCCCAACAGCCCCGGCCCACGGGCUCUUCUGCUGGCCGCCGGCCCCCGCUUCAUGCCCAGCGAGCCCAUCGGGCGAGUCUGUUGGUCCACACCCUGCUGUCAAUCACUCUCAGCAAAGGGAGUGGAGGUCUCUGGGCAUGUGAGCUCUGAUCUGAGUGGACAAGGACAGGGAAGGCAGGAGACAGAGCUCGCACAGACUGGGGGGCUGCAGACCCACGGGAGGGGUCCCCCUAGUUCCCCACGAGGCUCAGCACAGCUCCGGGGUCACCUUCGUGCCCGCUGCUCUUCUCCUCCAGAUUAUCCAGGGGGAGGCUGGUUUCUGUGGGCGGGGAGGGGCCUCGCUGGGGCAGCGUGCCUGCCCCCCCACACUGGGCGAAGCGGUAACCCCGUGGGUGACCGUGAGUGGGACCCACUUUCCUCAGAUGGCAGAUUAGAAGCUACUUUUUUCUAACACGACGAUGCCGUGUGAAUGGUGUGCAUGUGUGUGUGCACACGUAUAUGAGUGUGUGAGAGUGUGUGCAUACACGUUUGGUGGUGGAACUGAAGAACAUGCCCACGUGUCUCCGGCCUCUUUCAAGUCCCUCCCUGGGCAGGUCCACACACAGUCCCUCUUCUGGCUCAUGUAAUUUUCCCAUCUGAUUUUUUCCUAAGGAUGUUUCUAAACAUUACCCCACGGCGUUAGGGCUGUGCGUGCGUCAGUGAACCCUGACUCCUAGUGGCUGUGGCUUAGCUGGGAAACGACGGUGUAUUUAGGUUUUCAUAACCAGGUCCGGAGGCCACGGACUCUGCAGCAGAAAUUGCGUCCUGUCCGCAUUUUCAUGCACUGAGUGAGGGCCACUCUCCUUUUAGACCCAAGCGUAGUCUUUCCCCUUUUAGAGGAAGCGUUAGACGCAGAGAAACUUAGCCGCACAAACACCCGGCGGGGGUUUUGGGCAGCCGGCAUUGUUCAGGGCGGGACACCAGGGCCCGGCGGCCGGGCGGGCUGGACGGGAGUGGCGGUCUGUCUUCUGGACCCCUGGUCCCCUCCCUGCCCGUGGAAUUCUGUAUCUGGACAGUCGUUGGUUCCCUCGCCCCUCCAUGUUUCUAUGACGUGAGUUUGGUCUCGGUCUGUGUUUUCUCAUUUUUCUCCUCCUCCUCCCCCUUUCUGGCCUGAGUAAUUUUCCAGUAAUUAAAUUUAAAGUUAAUUGGCUGCGUGGGCGGCUGCUGCUGGUUCCCUCUUCUCCCUCUUGAAUUUGUCAUUUGAUUGUGAGGGACGAGCAUUUCUAAAUUCGGGAAGGGGGGGGGGUCAGCACAGUGGUGUUUUUCUUUCUCUGACCUUCCCAGGAAACAGAGAGCUGGCUCUCCCUCCUUUAUCUUUGCCUAAAAACAAACAAAGGAAAAACAAACAAACCCCCCUGUCUUUUUGGAGAGGGAAGCCGCCAAGCCCUACCCCUGCUGGCUCUCGGGCAGAAAGUGUCCGAGUUAGGACGCAAACCCCCGUCCGCUGUGGCAGAAAGGAGGCCGUGAGGCUCCUGUCCUGCUGGUUCAGUGCAAGCUCUUCUGACAGCUGAGGGCUUCUGGUCUAAACAAUGGCGUCCUUCUCUCUAAUGCUUCUGAAGACGCUCGGCCUGCGGCCCUCAAAGCCGCAGGAGGAAGUCACUCAGCAGUGUUGUCAAGUCCCUCGGCAGCACAGGGAGGCUCUGGGGCAGCACCUUCGAGAACCUCCUAGGGGUGGGGGUGGCAGGUGUUCUGGGGGAGCUGCCUAAUGGUUUAAAAGCUGUAAUUAGCGUCUCUUUUGAAAGCUGCGCUUUCUCCCUCGUUCUUUGCAGCAACUCAGCCCCCAGAAAAAAUGGAGAAAUGAUUUCCUCGGUCUGUCGUGAACUGCUAUCAUGCAGAAAACAAGAGCGAAUGUUGAGGAACCCUUCUGGCCAGGUUGGGGUGCUGAGACACAGAUCCCGUUUUUAUUUUUCCGGCCUCCUCGGCUGGCCUCGAGGUCGGUCCUUGCAGAGCGAGGGGCCGGGUGUGAUCUGCACGCCCCGACCCCGUGAGAACUCAGUGCCCCUUCUCUGAACCCAGAGGAGGCGGCUGCAAAUGCUUUGGAACAAGGGCCUUGUGACGAUGCAGUGGGUGGGGGGAAGUAUCUUAUUAAGCUGAGGUCACUUGAGGUAUCUGUCUUGGGUAUAGGACCUGUUUUACUUUGAAGAGACCGCCCACCGAGGUGGACGCGCGUCUGCACUGCCCUCCCCUGACCCGUGAGCCCAGGUCGGCCCCGGGGCUUCCCCGCAGCCUUGGUCUUGGGUCUCCUCACUGUGCGUUGCAGUCAUCUGUUCGCUUGGCUGCAGCCCCGGCCAGGCCGUCGGCUGCGGGCGGGCAGGGCCGGGGCCUCUGGUUUGUACAGUUGUGAGCUCUGAGCCUAGCACAUAGCUGGCACUCGUCAAGUAUUUCCUGAAUGGCUGUCGGGAUGGGUGGGUGUGUUUACCUGAGUGAAAGGGGGUAAGGACUGUGCUCCCAUUUCGGAGAUUGAUCACUUGGGGGUUUGAGGGGUUAAAUGUUGCGCCCAAGAUCGAGCCAGAAAUACACUGUAGCAGAGCUAUGAUUUGAACGUAGGUCCGUUUGACUCCAAAAAGCACGUGUCGUUGAUGAUGUGGUCACGUCUGUGUGCUGUGUUAGGUGUUGAAACAGGAGGGGGGAGCUGCAGGAGGCAUUGUUUUGCCAAGAAGGGUCAGGGACAGCUGUGGGGAAGGGGUGACAGGAGGAGCCUGCUAGGAACCCAGUGACUGCGGGAGGAAGAGGAGGGGAGGCUGCCUCAGCAGCAGCAGGAGCAGGAGCAGAUGCAGCCUCUGUUCCGUGGUGAAGGGCUUGGGUUCUGGGGGCAGGCGGACCUCGGUUCGAAGCCUGCCUCUGCCACUUCCUGUGGAGCAUCCUCUGCAAAUCCCUUAACCAGGGGGAUAACAGUGGGAGUGAUGAUAAUAACUAAGGGCGGUCCGAGGUUUUGUGCACCCUGCGCAGUUCCGCAGGGCCUAUUUAAGAUGAAGAGGGCAGCACACUUGUUUUGUGAAUGUGCCACAGACAUCUGAGGGUGUACUUUGAGGGGGUCCCUGUGACUGUGGUGACAGUAUCUUGGUGACGGGGUGG